Molecule: messenger RNA, 2220 nt
Organism: Alosa alosa (allis shad)
Lineage: Eukaryota; Metazoa; Chordata; Actinopteri; Clupeiformes; Clupeidae
Gene: tpm3
Product: tropomyosin 3
Exons: 8
Coding region: 691-1437 (248 amino acids)
Biological process (GO): muscle contraction; actin filament organization
Cellular component (GO): actin filament
Molecular function (GO): actin filament binding
Source: RefSeq, a predicted model, not a curated record
CCCAGGGACUCCACCUUAAAACUGACGACAGAUCAGAACCGGUGUUUGCACCAAUAAUCUAGGGAGAUGGAAAAACUGAACUGAGACUGUUCCUGGAUCAGCAUUCCAAUCAUUGUCUGUCCUAUCCGUCGGAGACUGGGUGGAGUAAGGCGGAAGUUGGUUGAAAAAGGAGUACUUCAGGCAAAGAAUGAAGUGAGACGAUAGAAAGGGAGGGGAAUCGACUGCACUGCUACCGCACGAACUACCGUUUAACUCAUUUAUUUUGAAUGAAAAACAGUUGCAUCGCAACGUGGUAUCGAUCUAAGUAGAUAGGACUUUCACAACGGAAGCGAAGAAAUAAAAAACGCUUGCCACGUCUGAGGGAAAACUAGCGCUUCUCCAACUUUAGGUGUUUCCUGGCUAACACCAGUUUGAGUUUACCGUUGAAGUUCAGCUUUGUCAUUUUCUAACUUUAGAUUAGUUGGCCUGGCAAUCAUAUAACUUCACGGAAUUGCGAGAGGGGAAGAGCGUUUUGGAUAAAAACGGCCAUCCGAUAGCCUACUCGCAUCACUGUCUGCGUUUGACUUGUUGGCGGGGCGUUGGUGCCGCCGUCAUUUUUCUCCCCCCAUUCUCUUGGUCCACCCUUCUGCCCCAUUCAAGUCGAUAGGACACCAUUCUCGACCACUACAUUAGUUUUAAAAGAGCACAAAUAUGGCCGGAAUCAACAGCAUCGAUGCGGUUAAGAGAAAAAUCAAAGUUUUACAGCAACAAGCAGAUGAGGCAGAGGAGAGAGCCGAGAUUUUGCAGAGACAGGUCGAGGAGGAGAAACGCUCGAGAGAACAGGCUGAGGCAGAGGUAGCCUCUCUGAACAGGCGUAUCCAGCUGGUUGAGGAGGAGCUGGACCGGGCUCAGGAGCGUCUGGCCACUGCCCUGCAGAAGCUUGAGGAGGCUGAGAAGGCCGCUGAUGAGAGCGAGAGAGGGAUGAAGGUGAUUGAGAACAGGGCCAUGAAGGACGAGGAGAAGAUGGAGCUGCAGGAGAUCCAGCUGAAGGAGGCCAAGCACAUCGCUGAGGAGGCUGACCGCAAGUACGAAGAGGUUGCCCGUAAGCUGGUGAUUGUUGAGGGAGAGCUGGAGCGUACAGAGGAGAGGGCAGAGCUGUCCGAGGCUAAGUGUGCCGAGCUUGAGGAGGAGCUGAAAAAUGUCACCAAUAAUCUUAAGAGCCUGGAGGCCCAGGCCGAAAAGUACUCUCAGAAAGAGGACAAAUAUGAGGAAGAGAUCAAGAUAUUGACUGAUAAACUGAAAGAGGCUGAGACUCGUGCUGAGUUUGCAGAGAGGUCUGUGGCUAAACUGGAGAAGACCAUUGAUGACCUGGAAGAGCGAGUGGCCCAAGCUAAGGAGGAGAACGUUCAGCUCAACGCCACCCUGGAACAAACCCUGCAGGACCUCAGCAGCGUCUGAGGGAUCAGCAGCACAAACAUCUCACCCUCCCCUCCUGUGUCUCCUCUCUCUCUCUCUCUCUCUCUCUCUCUCUCUCUCUCUCUCUCUCUCUCUCUCUCUCUCUCUCUCUCUCUCUCUCUCUUUCUCUUUGUUAUUGGGUUUGCUAAAAGAGACCCCCACCUGAAACGCUUAACAGUCUUCCUUCUCCACUUGUAAUCCCACUCCAACUCAGUUUUCUCAACACCCUCACCUGUCUUGGCACCAAAAAAAAAAAAAAAAAAAAGCAGUUUGGGGACCAAAACCACCGCUGAAGGCCUCUAACCACGUAGUUUCUCAUGUAUGUGGAGACCACUUCAGUUUUGUUUUGUAAUCAUGUAUCUUUUGUGUACGUUUGGGCAUGAAGUGGUUUCAUUCUAAGCGUUAUUAACACGCAAGCCAAUUUCGAGAGCCACUUUUAUGAAUGUGCACAGUGCUCUUAAACUUUUUGGGGUUGUUUUUAAACAUGAUACCAUUGUAAUGUACCUCUGGGAGAGCCGUAAGGCAUUGCUGCUCAAGCGAGCCAACUACAAGCAAUGUUACUGCCAACACAGAGCAGCCUCUGAAAUGUGGAGUGGAGCGGAGAGAUGACACUCAGUGGGAGAGAUGGUAAUUAUUGAGGAGUAUUUCAACUGGAACAUGUCCACUGCUACAUAUAAUUACUUUAUUACAGCUUGUGUCUGUGUUCAAUGACUAACUAAAUCUCUUCUUUUUUUAAAAAAAAAAACAAACAAACAAAUAAAGUCCAUGAUUUUUACUACCACUCAA